Mobula hypostoma (lesser devil ray) is the source of this 1323-nucleotide messenger RNA. Its product is annotated as gamma-glutamylaminecyclotransferase-like. Gene Ontology annotation, molecular function: gamma-glutamylaminecyclotransferase activity. The transcript has 4 exons. Gene Ontology annotation, cellular component: cytosol. The coding region runs from base 835 to 1308 and encodes 157 amino acids. Lineage: Eukaryota; Metazoa; Chordata; Chondrichthyes; Myliobatiformes; Myliobatidae. The record is from RefSeq and is a predicted model, not a curated record.
GUCAGCCCCCGGGAGAGGGCGAGGGAUUCUGGGCUUGGGAGACCUGUUAAUCAAUCCACCGUUGCGGCUGCAACCCGUGUACAUUGCGGAGAGAACAAUGCAAAAAAAAAGAAGCUUAACAGUUCUAAAAAUUAAUUUAAAAUUGAUUUGCUACGUUGAAUGAGAAUUGCCAGACAUUCUGUUGAUGUUUGCAACACGGAGCGUCCUGCGAGCCGUGAAACACUCUUCAUCCUUCUCUUGUCAACAGUCAGACCCUACAAUGAAGACGUUUGUUAAUCCUGAUGAAGGGUCUCAGCCCGAAACGUCGACUGUACCUCUUGCUAGAGAUGCUGCCUGGCCUGCUGUGUUCACCAGCAUUUUUUGUGUGUGUGACUUAAAUAUGUAUGUUAUUUUGUUGUUAUUCUGUGCAGUUUUAUGUCAAAUAUUUUGUAAAACUACAUAAGCUGUCCCAUGUAUGCAUUCAAUGCGCACACACUUUUGUCGCAGGAAAAAAAUUUGCACAACAUAAGAUUUUUGCGCACACUGGCUACUAAAAAUUAGAGGGAACAUUGCCUAUAGCAUGUGUUUUUUAUUGAAAUGAUUGAACUGUAUCUUAUGGCAAUCUUCCAAUGUUCUGUUAUUAACUAAAUGACAGUGUAUAAACUAAAUGACAGUGUAUAAUUUAGUCUGGACUUGGAACUAAAGUUUCCCAGGCUCUCUGGCCAAACAAACUUUUGCUGUCUCAGUCUUCGACAGUAAUUGCUUUGAGACAUCGCUUCCUGCUUUUUUGGAUUUUUGUCAGGCGUCAGAAUAACUAACUUGUCGACGGUGGAGCGUUUGGUUCCUGAAGGCAACAUGACCUACAUGUUUGUGUACGGCACCCUCAAGAAAGGCCAGCCCAACCACCACUACAUGGUCAGUGAAGCCCAGGGGAAGGGGCAGUACUGUGGCAUCGGCGUUACAGUGGAGAGGUAUCCUCUGGUGGUUGCGGGAAAAUGUAACAUUCCCUUUCUGCUCGAUGAACCGGGAUCAGGACAGCCGAUCUCUGGCGAGGUUUACACGGUUGAUUCUCAGCUGCUGCAGUUCCUGGAUGAGUUUGAAGGCUGCCCUGAACUUUACCAGCGCAAACAGGUGGCGAUCCGCGUGCUGGAGUGGAAAGCUUCUGACAAGACGCUGAGUGCUCAGCCAGACGCUGACGGAAUACUGCCGUGCUAUCUGUACUGCACAAACACAUUCGAAAGAGAGUGGUUAAAGCUUCCCAACUAUAGCGACUAUGAUGCCUUUGGGAAGUUUGGGCAGCCAAAGUAUGUUUUGCGGGAAUGUAGGUAAAUAUAAGUCUUAAGG